Lingula anatina is the source of this 1791-nucleotide messenger RNA. RefSeq names its product aquaporin AQPAe.a. NCBI's taxonomy places the organism in Eukaryota, Metazoa, Brachiopoda, Lingulata, Lingulida, Lingulidae. Gene Ontology annotation, cellular component: plasma membrane. The record is from RefSeq and is a predicted model, not a curated record. Gene Ontology annotation, molecular function: water channel activity. Gene Ontology annotation, biological process: water transport; transmembrane transport.
UCUCUCUCUCUCAUUCGUUUAAUUCGUCAUCUGAUUUGCCGAAAAUGUCUAUGCGCGUAAGCCCCUGUUAUUGAUGCAUUGAUAAUUACUAUCACCAUUUGUUAUCAUAGCAAACCUAAGUGCAACAAUUGUACUGCUAUAUCAGAUUAAUUGUUUGUUUAUGUGACAUCAGCUGGCUUAGUAUCAUUCUUCGAAUAAAUUGGGCUUACAACUACUACUGUUUAUUUUUCGAAACAGUUCAACCUCUUCGCGUCCGUGAUCACGUGCGUGCGACAAUCAAACCGCUGAUCAACGAUGUCAUAAAUGAUGUCAGCCGUGACUGCUGCGUCAGAGCGUUACGUUCUUAGAACGCGUUCACAUUAGGCUAACAUGGAUCGAUCUAAAGACGCAGAUCCUUCUUUCUGAUAGCAAGGGUCUCUAUAAUAGAGCAUCGACGAUACAAUCAUUUUGUAACAGACUACCAGCGCACCCAUGGUCAGAGAGAACAAAGUUCCUAAGCCUUCUAUGCUAUGUUGAUGGCUACACUGUACCCGUCACAAAGUAGGCUUACUUGUCGCAUAGGGAUAUGAACCGCCUCAUAUUGUUGUAUCAGUGCGGUACGGUGUCGUUAAGAUCGAUCUCUGGGAUCUACCAGAUUCUAGUCGAGUCGCGCCCUUCAAUUAACUAACUGGAUGGGUGAUAGUAUGGCAGAUUUAUGAUAUGCGUAUUCCUGUACAUAAGGCUAGGUUAACGACCAUAUCGUAUACGAUGAGACACAUUGCGACAGAUACCGCAGCCGCGGCCUUCGGUUAAACCUGGCUAAGAUUCCCCCUACAGUCGCUUAAGUCUGAAAAAACAACAGAAAAAGGAGCAACUCAGUUAUAACAAAAAACUCACGAGUUCAUCGUCCAGGUGAAAGUUACAUGAGCGCGUUAUAGGCAUUUCUCAUUUUCUUUAAGUCACGCGCAUAGUGAGUAAUCUAAUUUGGCGUGUGUCCUUACACUAGCCUGCCAGAAAACUUUAGACUUAUAAUCACUAACCGAGUCGAGUGGGUUUGAGAUGUCCAGGUCGCCAUACGUUUAUAAAUUACUUCCGGGAGAGAGCUGCAAUCCAGUGAACUCUUUAAAGUCGGAGAAGAUGGGAACCCCUUCUUGGAAAGUUUGGGUCGGUCUCCAGGAAGCGAAGACUGCCAAAUUCUGGAAAGCGGUUUCGUCGGAGCUCAUAGCAACUGCGAUACUGAUGAUAGUCCAGUGUUCUGUGCCUUUAAAAUGGCCGGGAAAUAACGACUCGGGGACCACGGUUCAGAUCGCUUUGGGAAUGGGUUUUGUUGUGAUGUGUCUCAUAGAGGGCUUCGGACAUUUUUCGGGGGCCCAAGUAAAUCCUACAGUGACGCUGGCCAUGUUUGUGGCACGGAAACUUUCCAUAGUGAAAGCUAUUCUUUUCAUUCUGGCACAAUGCAUGGGAUCAUUACUUGGCUCAGGUCUGGUUUACGUUGUCACUCCUGCCAACGCAACUGGGACUUUUGCCACGACCGUCGUUAAUCCCCUGAUGACUCCCGCCCAGGGUAUGGUGGUAGAGAUGUACCUGAGCUUCAUGCUCGUCUUCGUCAUCUUUGGCGCCACGGACAGCGUGAAGAAGAUCACGAUGCCGAGUUUGGUCAUUGGACUUGCUGUGGCGAUGAAUAUCUGUACUGGAAUAAAUCACACUGGUGCUAGUAUGAACCCCGCCCGCUCCCUGGGGCCUGCUGUUUAUGUCAAUAUAUGGGAAAACCAUUGGGUAAGACUUCCCCUCCGGCCACAGGUGUCCCUGUAG